Messenger RNA from Adineta ricciae, 1341 nucleotides. The record is from the annotation of a GenBank genome assembly. Lineage: Eukaryota; Metazoa; Rotifera; Eurotatoria; Adinetida; Adinetidae.
AUGCAACUAAUCAUUGCCUUUAUUUUGAUCAUAUUUCUUUUAUCUGUAAAAGGACAAAUUCCACAACUACCGAAUUAUUCUUCAUGGAAUUCAAUAUCAAAUUGUUCAUUACAACAAUGUAAUGUAAACUCAAAUAAUAAUAGUUGUUUUUCAUCAUCAACACAUUGUUUUGAUUAUCGAUCAAUAAAUAAUACUCGUUAUUGUGCACCUGCUAUUUCAUGUUCAAUAUUAGAAAGAUGUGAUAAUAUUACACAAACAUGUUCAACAAAUAAUUCAAUAUGUGUUAUUAAUUCAUGUUGUUCAUCACAAGCAGUAUGUUUACCACUCGUGACAACAACUAUGUGUGAAAAAGGAUGGUUGUAUACAAACAAUAUGACUAAUGCACGAACUCAGCAUAAAGCGUCUGUAUUACCAAAUGGGCGAAUAUUAAUUACUGGUGGAUACACUGGUAAUAAUGUCGCUUUAAAUACUGCUGAAUUGUAUGACCUACCAACAGGUACUUGGAUAACUACUGGUCGCUUGGCUGAUGCACGAUGGAUUCACACAUCAUCUGUAUUGUUAGAUGGAAAAAUAUUAGUCGCCGGUGGAUUCAAUGGGAAUAUUAGUUUAAAUAGUGCUGAGUUGUAUGAUCAAUCAACUGGUACUUGGACAACUACUGGUAACAUGACUCAUACACGACAUGUUCACACAGCAUGUACAUUAUCAAGUGGGCUUGUGCUAGUUACUGGUGGAUUAGAUAAUAGCGGGUUUGCUUUGAAUACUGCGGAGCUAUAUAAUUCGUCAACAGGCACUUGGACAAGUACUGGUAAUACGAUUGAUACGCGCUAUUGGCAUACAGCAUCUGCAUUGUCAAAUGGGAAAGUAUUGGUUACUGGUGGCGAAGCUGGUGGUGCUUCGAAUACUACUGAAUUGUAUGAUUCAUCAACAGGUACUUGGACAGCUACUGGUUACAUGAUUACUGCAAGAUAUGCUCACACAGCAUCUGUAUUGUCAAAUGGAAAAGUAUUAGUUACUGGUGGAUUUAAUAGUAUUGCUUUAGAUAGUGCUGAAUUGUAUGAUCCAUCAACAGGUACUUGGGCAGCUACUGGAAAUAUGAGUGAUGCACGAUAUCUUCAUACAGCAUCCGUAUUAUUAAAUGGAAAAGUAUUAGUUACUGGCGGAUUUAAUAGUAUUGCUUUAGAUAGUGCUGAAUUGUAUGAUCCUUCAACAGGUACUUGGACACAUAUCGAUAGUAUGGCUAAUCCACGAUUUUUUCAUACAGCAAGUGUAUUAUCAAACGGAUUAAUAUUGAUUGCUGGUGGAGAUAAUAAUAAUGCUUUGAAUAGUGCAGAAUUAUAUUAA